CCUUGUCUUUUGCCUUUUGCUUACAGCCCUUACUCGCAUAAUCUCUUAAAUCUUCUUUUCGCCUCUUGCAUUCUCACAAAAAAAGAAAGGAAUAAAAGAUUACCUUUACGAUGUACCCUCAAUCAGGACAUCCCUAUGGCCAUCCUCAACCUGGCCACCAUGCCCAACAACAUCCCCAGCAACCGCCUCCACCUUAUGGCUGGACUGGUUACCCUCAGGUGCCUGUUAGUUCACCUUACACCCCUCUUCCGCACCUACACCAGCCAAGCCAGCAUCCACACGCACACGCGCACACAGCACAGCAUCAUCCAUAUUACCAGGCUGCUCACCGUCCGACUUCGCCUUCACCUUCGUCAGAGCCCUCACGACCUCUCUCUGGAGGAUCCUACCAUCCCACGCAGUAUCCACCUCAUCAACCCCUCUCGCCUGCCCCUCCAUACUAUGCACAGCAAGCUUCAUCCUUGCCUGCGAGUCCUUCAGUCGUACUGCCUUCUUCCUCGGUUUCAAUUGCUCCAACAAUGCAUCCAACAACACCAACUUCGCCAGGGGCUCCUCCCAUUUUUUACAAGGCAGAGAUGACUGAGAGUCAAGCCCAGACCUGGAAGCAACAACGCGUCCAACAGAAUAUCAAGGUUGAGGUCUCUUCAUCUACAACACAAUCCAUUAAUACACCACCUUCCUCUUCAUCCACUUCUUCCUCUGCGUAUCGUCCUGUUCAAACAUCGCAACAGCAAACACAACCAGAGCUGCAGCGUAAAACCCAAUUGCAGGCACUGCACAAUCGCCAGAGUAGUAGUUUCAAUGCUGGGCCCCCUUCGCCACAGCCAUCUGCCUCCUGGAGCCAUUCCUCUAGUGGUGCUAGUCCAAGCUCUGCACACAGCCCCUAUCCUCCCACAACACCUUUGUCGCACACAGCAGCCGCAUCGAUGCAACCCAUGCCUGUGGAAUAUCAAUCUUCUCUGACGGACAACAUUCCGAUACCAAACUAUGACCGGGAUUCAUCACUGACGACACUCGAUCCUGCGCCUGCUGUGACGACAGGUAUCAAUGCCAGAGUCUCACGGCCAUAUUCAUCCACUCAGGACAGACCUGCAAUCCAACCACUUCAGGGAUACCCGUCUGCAAUUGAGCACCAAUCGUCACUGACAGAGAUGGACGCAACAUCUCGGACUAGCUCUGGAGUCUAUUCUCCUAGUCGAACGGAAUCAGGACUAGGAUCGGGCUCGGGACCAGGAUUUAGUGGACGGAGCUCCCAGUUCAGCUCAACUCAGUAUCCGAAUCGUCAGAGCCCUAACCAGUCGCCAUAUCCAUCAGCUAUCGAAAAUCAGUCGUCCCUUACAGAAGUCGACAACCUUCCAUUCCCAAUCGAAGCCCAGUCAGCAUUGACCGAGAUAGACGAUCGACCCUAUCCAAUUGAGGAGCAAUCGGCCCUUACUGAGGUCGACAAUCUACCUCAUCCAUUGAAAGAGCAAUCGGCUUUGACAGAAGUCGACAAUCUACCCCACCCUCUGGAAUCACAGUCGGCUCUCACUGAAAUCGACAAUCUGCCACAUCCAUUGGAAGCCCAGUCGCCCUUGACAGAGGUCGACAACCGACCGUAUGUACUUUCGGGACAAUCUUCAUUAACAGAAGUGGAUGAGUCAAUCGAGAAGCUCAGACAAACAGGGCUCACAGCCACAAAGGACGGCAUUAAGCUUAAGCCAAAGACGGCGCCAUCAUCUGAACCAACAACGUCCACCGCAAUUACGACCGCAACUGCCGUGGCCUUCUCUACCACUAGCACAGAUGUUGACGCGAACGCGGACGCGGACGUGGACGUGGACGCAGGUGCGGAAGAUAAGGACAUCGACUCUGCUUCAUCACCUGUCUCACCUGCAAUGAAGGCGCUUACGGACGUAGCUGCGUCCUCAUUCUCAAUGAGCAACUGGACGAUGCCAUCCGACUUUACAAACCCUAUGGCCCUGAAGGAGAAUGAGUCUCUUGAUGAUGUGAAGAACCUAUUGUCGCCAACGGGUAGUCUUCAUAAACGAUCGCCAGCCACCAUACACAUCGACACUACCCUGGCAGAAGCGGGCCGUUCAACCCCUGUCCUUGAAAGAACUGAAAGUACUAGCCUAAAUCCAAUUACACCCACGAUAACCAACGGCUUUCCUGUUCCGGAAUCACCAAUACCGAAAUCUCUAUUAUCAUCUGGUUCGCUUACAAGAAAGGCUAAAAGCCCUGUUAGUGGAACUCCUCCGAUCCCAGCACCCAAACCUGCAGCGCUUACAGCCGCAAAAGCUAGCCACCCACAAGCAGGUUCUUCAGGCUCGAAGCCCACGAUUUCGGAAGAGGUUUAUAUUCCCUUUCCGACGGAAAGGGUUGAUCUCAUUCCUGUGCAGGAUGCCCCUCUUCUGCAAGAAGAAAACGAGGGUGAUGAGGAUGAGAAUGAUGAUGAUGAGGAGGAGGAGGAGGAUGAUCUUGAUCAUGUGGAUGAUGGUGUAAGUGCCUUUAUCCGAGAACUACAGUCAAGCAUGCCUUUGUCACGAUCAGGAUCCGGUAGCAGAUCGGUUUUAGAUCCACUCAUAAAUGAAGACCUUGGUGCUAUCAGACGAUCUGACAGCAGCAGUAGUCAGACCAGCCAGCAAAAAGGUGUAGACUUUGGAGCUGAAGUGCCAAAACAGCCCACUGUGGAGCCUCAGCAGGCAGUAACAGCCAUGACAGCUAGCGAAGAAGGACAAGAUAACUUUCAAUAUGAGGAUGACUUGCAACAGCUGGAGGCAACGCAGUUUGAAUGGACCUUUACAGAAUCAGAGCAAGCUACCUACGAGCGUAUCUUUGGACUUUGGGAGCGUCCAGCAGAGGAGUGUGUAUCAUCCGAUAUUGCUGGGAAGGUCUUCAUGACACUUGGACUCCCGAAUAGCGAUCUCUACAAAAUAUGGCAACUGUUAAACCCGGAAGAAAAACCGGCGUUGACACGAACGGAGUUUAUCGCGGGUCUUCAUCUUGUGAACUGUAAGGCCAUUGGUUAUGAGUUACCGACGGAACUCCCAGACGAACUCAUGCUCUCGGCAGCAGCAGUUGGUCGAGUUAGUCUGCCGCCCCGUCCUAUCCAAGGCCCAUCUACCCUACUCUCAAACGGCUCUGAACCCACAUUUUCGGCAGUUACAACAGCGGCAGCAAAGGAGUCAUCUUCCUUCAUGUUACCCCUUCCAGUGCCUAUGGUUCAGGAACAGAGCACAAUCGCAAGUUCCCCGGGUAAUUCUGAUUUUAUGAACAUGUACAACCCACUUUUGGGUACUUUUAAUUCACCUCCGGGCGCCUUCAACCCAUCUGAGCUCAGCCAAGGACAACAAAAGCCUGACGAGUCAGAUAUCUAUGUUGCAUAUCCAUAUCAACCACCACAACCACCUUUCCCACAUCAGGAUUAUCAGGAGUUGCACCAGCACCAGCAAUAUGACUCUGUCCCUCAACCGGGUCAUGUCUCAUUUGAGUAUCAGUAUCAGCCAAGUCUACAUCAAUACUCUUAUGAAGAUGCAAUGCCAGCAGCUCCACAUCCCAAACCACACCCACCUGUUGCUCCUGAAACACCUGUGACACCCUCGAAACCAGGUCCACACGCGCUGCAUGAUCUGCCCGCAGAUGCUCCUGUGUUUUUGUCGAUGGAAGAUGAGCUGCUUUUGCGAAAUAGUGGUCAUGAUCGUCCUAGGUCUGCAGCACCCGAUGUUAUACAGCCGUCAAGCUCAUCGUUCCAAGCAAGCCCAUCAUCUUCCUCACAGCCACCCACGGCCACACAACCAUCAGCUGGAGCUAUUAUCAAGAACCGGCAUUCUGUGGACAAUCCAGAUUUGUAUCUCUCACCCCCGGAUGCUUGGGAUCAUGAUGAUGCGCCGCCAGAGUUGGAUGUCGAGGGUAGCUAUAUCAAGUAUCGAUCCGAUUUCAAGAACGACAUGACAGUGUCAGCUUCUGUCACAGCCAACCAUCCGAUCAAUCCCCAGUGCGGUUUGUUUUACUUUGAAAUCACGAUUGACGCCUACAAGGAGGUUAAAGGCAGUACUAUGAGUGUGGGCAUUGCCAGCAAAGCAUUGCGGAAGAAUUGUCAAGUUGGCUGGGACUUGAACUCUUGGGGUUACCAUAGUGAUGAUGGAUACCUGUACUUUGGAAAUGGUAAACAAUCCAUCAAGUACGCAUACGAAUACAAGGAGAAUGAUGUCGUGGGUUGUGGUAUCAAUUUUGUGGACCGUGCAGUGUUCUUUACGUUGAAUGGAGAUAUGUUGGGGGUGGCCUUCCGGUUCAUCAAGGACACAAUCCCUCUGUACCCAGCCAUCGGCCUGUCCCAUGCUGGCACAGAAAUCAAUGCCAACUUUGGAGACCAGACAUUCUUGUUUAACAUUGUGGACUACAAGAAGAGAAUCAUGUCCAAACCUGUUCAAGCUCCACAACUGAUUACAUGGAAUAACGGUGUCAGGAAUGACAAGAUCUUCAAAGUCUUAUCAGACGGUCUCUCUGUCAUUGCCCAUGAUCUUUCAAUGGGGAUGAAAGGGAGGUCAUCUUCUGCUGCUUGUUCUGGAUGUAUUCGUGGGCCAAAGGUCUCACCUCGCGAUAAGGAUGUCUUUUAUUUCGAGGUUACUAUUCUCUACAUGCCACCAACCAAUCUCGGAACGAUUGUGGUUGGCAUCUGUGGCAAGGAUCAGAGCAUGACUGAGACCUUGGGCUGGAAGGAGAAUUCGUAUGGUUAUUCAAGUGAUGAAAACUUUUUAUCACUCUCCAACAACCGGCCUAGCCUAAAUGCACGUUCACAGUCUGGGAAGAUGAAGGCACGUGCCCGUGGUCAACCUUUUAAAGCAGGAUCCAUUGUUGGAUGUGGUGUUGAUUUUGCGUCCCGGGAGAUUUUCUUUACACUUAAUGGUGAAUGCCUAGGUCAGGCGUUCUAUGGAGUGGAUGUGUUGGAUUGUUACCCAUGUGUGUCUGUUGUGGAGGAAGGUGGGGGAGUGGGAGGACCUCUGUCACAGACACAUUACCUCAACAGAGAGCAAUCUACUUUAAGUCAGUUCUCAUCAUCGAACAACAACACGAUCGGAUUUGAAUUCAAGGCCAACUUUGGACAAUACCCAUUCGUCUUUGAUCUUCCAGAAUUUGAAGCAUCAGAGGGACAAUAAUGACUAAUAAAUGAUAAUAAUCAUAUAUAAUAAUCAUUAUAAAAAAAUAAAAAUAAAAUAAAAAAAAGCUCUUCAAUUAGAGUCUACAAUAAACAG
Lobosporangium transversale is the source of this 5234-nucleotide messenger RNA. RefSeq lists its product as hypothetical. Gene Ontology annotation, molecular function: protein binding. The record is from RefSeq and is a predicted model, not a curated record. NCBI's taxonomy places the organism in Eukaryota, Fungi, Mortierellomycota, Mortierellomycetes, Mortierellales, Mortierellaceae. The transcript has 6 exons. The coding region runs from base 111 to 5138 and encodes 1675 amino acids.